Messenger RNA from Molossus molossus (Pallas's mastiff bat), 2667 nucleotides. RefSeq names its product tubulin gamma complex associated protein 4 (gene TUBGCP4). NCBI's taxonomy places the organism in Eukaryota, Metazoa, Chordata, Mammalia, Chiroptera, Molossidae. Gene Ontology annotation, cellular component: equatorial microtubule organizing center; spindle pole; gamma-tubulin complex. The transcript has 19 exons. Gene Ontology annotation, biological process: microtubule nucleation; spindle assembly; cytoplasmic microtubule organization. The record is from RefSeq and is a predicted model, not a curated record. Gene Ontology annotation, molecular function: gamma-tubulin binding; microtubule minus-end binding. Bases 204 to 2204 code for a protein of 666 amino acids.
UUCCGGGACGCGGCGCGCCGACCCUCUCUCUGCUUCCCGCCCGCUGCUCCCGCAGCAAUUGUCUCGGCGGGUGGAUUCAGGAGGAACCGUCGGUCCCAGGGGCCUGGGCGCGUGUAGAGAAGGGAGCAUUGGAUUCUGUGGUUGCCCGGAAGGGCGCUGGAUGAACGAGAGACGUAUAUAGGGACUCGAGGUCCGCCGUGGGAAUGAUCCACGAACUGCUCUUGGCUUUGAGCGGGUACCCAGGGUCCAUUUUCACCUGGAACAAGCGGAGUGGCCUUCAGGUGUCACAGGACUUCCCCUUUCUCCAUCCCAGUGAAACCAGUGUCCUGAAUCGACUCUGCCGGCUGGGCACAGAUUAUAUUCGCUUCACCGAGUUCAUUGAACAGUACACAGGCCAUGUGCAGCAACAGGAUCACCAUCCAUCCCAGCAGGGCCAAGGUGGAUUACAUGGAAUCUAUCUAAGGGCCUUCUGCACAGGUCUGGACUCAAUUUUGCAGCCUUAUCGACAAGCACUGCUUGAUUUGGAACAAGAGUUCCUGGCUGACCCCCAUCUCUCUAUAUCACAUGUCAAUUACUCCUUGGAUCAGUUCCAGCUCCUUUUUCCCUCUGUGAUGGUUGUAGUAGAACAAAUUAAAAGCCAAAAGAUUCACGGUUGUCAGAUCCUGGAAACGGUAUACAAACACAGCUGUGGAGGUUUGCCUCCUGUUCGAAGUGCUCUAGAAAAAAUCCUGGCCGUGUGUCAUGGGGUCAUGUAUAAGCAGCUCUCAGCCUGGAUGCUACAUGGACUCCUCUUGGACCAGCAUGAAGAGUUCUUUAUCAAACAGGGUCCAUCUUCUGGUAAUGUCAGUGCCCAGCCAGAAGAGGAUGAGGAGGAUCUGGGUAUUGGGGGACUGACAGGAAAACAACUGAGAGAACUCCAGGACUUGCGCCUGAUAGAGGAAGAGAACAUGCUGGCACCAUCUCUAAAGCAAUUUUCUCUGCGAGUGGAGAUUUUGCCAUCCUACAUCCCAGUGAGGGUGGCUGAAAAAAUCCUGUUUGUUGGAGAAUCUGUCCAGAUGUUUGAGAAUCAAAAUGUCAACCUGACUAGAAAAGGAUCCAUUUUGAAAAACCAAGAGGACACUUAUGCUGCUGAGCUGCAUCGUCUCAAGCAGCAGCCUCUCUUCAGCCUGGUGGACUUUGAGCAGGUGGUGGAUCGUAUUCGGAGCACUGUGGCUGAGCAUCUCUGGAAACUGAUGGUGGAAGAGUCAGAUUUACUGGGUCAGCUGAAGAUCAUUAAAGACUUUUACCUUCUGGGACGUGGAGAACUGUUUCAGGCCUUCAUUGACACAGCUCAACACAUGUUAAAAACACCACCCACCGCAGUAACGGAACAUGAUGUGAAUGUGGCCUUCCAACAGUCCGCACACAAGGUGUUGCUAGAUGAUGACAACCUUCUCCCUCUGUUGCACUUGACAAUAGAGUACCAUGGAAAGGAGCAUAAAGAUGCUACUCAGGCCAGAGAAGGGCCUCCUCGGGAAACUUCUCCUCGGGAAGCCCCUGCAUCAGGCUGGGCAGCCCUAGGUCUUUCCUACAAAGUACAGUGGCCACUGCACAUUCUCUUCACUCCUGCUGUCCUGGAAAAGUACAAUGUUGUUUUCAAGUACUUACUGAGUGUGCGUCGGGUACAAGCCGAACUGCAGCACUGCUGGGCCCUACAGAUGCAGCGCAAGCACCUCAAGUCCAACCAGACCGACGCAGUCAAGUGGCGCCUAAGAAAUCACAUGGCGUUCUUAGUGGAUAACCUUCAGUACUACCUCCAGGUAGAUGUGCUGGAAUCUCAGUUUUCACAGCUGCUUCAUCAAAUCAAUUCCACCCGAGACUUUGAAAGCAUCCGACUGGCCCACGACCACUUCCUGAGCAAUUUGCUGGCUCAGUCUUUUAUCUUGUUGAAACCUGUGUUUCACUGCCUGAAUGAAAUCCUAGAUCUCUGUCAUAGCUUUUGCUCACUGGUCAGUCAGAACCUGGGCCCACUGGAUGAACGUGGGGCCGCUCAGCUGAGCAUCCUGGUGAAGGGCUUUAGCCGCCAGUCUUCACUCCUAUUCAAGAUUCUCUCCAGUGUUCGGAAUCAUCAGAUCAACUCGGAUUUGGCUCAACUACUGUUACGACUAGAUUAUAACAAAUAUUACACCCAGGCUGGUGGAACUCUGGGCAGUUUUGGGAUGUGAACAUUUCUAACUCACAAACUGAAAUAACAAGUCUAUCCCCACUGCGUUCCCACCUUUGACAGAAGAUCCAAAACCAACAUCUCAUUCACUAGCCCCUCACCAAGUGUCUGCAAACUACUGAGAUGGCUCUACCUUUCGUCCUAGAAGCGAUUACUGGAUGUUCAUGGGUAUAGAUCCUCCCGCUGCUUCCAUGUGGAAGGAAGGGUCUGCCCCACCCUAGGGGAGUUCUUCACUUGCCCACAAAGGAGGACAUGUGGCAUCAACUCAGCUGACCAUGCAGCAUCUGUUCCAUUGAGAACAUCUGUCAAAUAAGUUACUUACUGAGCACUAUGUGCCUAGGUACUGUUCCAGCUGCGAGAGACACAGCAAAAAUUGAAAUUGAGAAUGUCCCAUCCUGCCCUGGCCGGUUUGGCUCAGCGGUUAGAGCGUCGGCCUGCGGUCCUGAGAAUGUCCCAUCCUUAAG